AGUUCGAGAAAUUGUGGCAAUGAGCUGUUUAAGUGAUCAACCUGUUUGCAUGAAGAUGUUCUUUUUUCCAUUUUCUCUUUUUCUGGAUUGAGGAAGAACUCAGUACAUUCUUUAUUUUUUCAAGAUUUUGAAAAUCGUACAGGGUUUAUCUACAAUGCCUCAUUGCAUGUUCGUGAAUAUAAGGAGCAAUAUACAGAACUUAGGUAGUUUAUGUCAUGUUUGUUGUGGUGGGUAGAAAUAGGAUCAGUAUAUUACAAGAAACAAAGAUCACAUUUGGGGCUAAAAGAAAAGAGGAAGGAGUUCUUAUAUUGUAAAAGUAACUUCAAGAGAAAUAGGACAGACGGGCUGAACUUAAGCCUUUUGCAGUACAAAAUCCCUCUCUUUUUACAAAGAGAGGUAAAAAGAGAGGGAAUAUAUGAAGGGUUCUACUUGUUGGUUCUAGUAGCUUGUCGAUUCUCUUCAAGUGCAUUUGGGUAGGGAGGAUAUAGGAUAGGCGAUCAGAAAUGGGGGGGUCGAUCAUUGGAUUUGGGGAGGAUCUGGUCGACUGGGAUGGCCAAGAUUCAAGUGCACAAGAGGAGAAAAUCUUUGUUGCAGUAAGGGUGAGGCCUCUGAACGAGAGGGAACUCGGGAAGAAUGAUGUCUCGGAUUGGGAAUGCAUCAACAGCACGACCAUCGUAUUCAAGAAUAGUCUUGCGGAGCGUUCUUUGGUUCCAACAGCCCACACGUUUGACAGAGUAUUUGGGACUGAAGCUUCCACGGGGCAAGUUUACGAGGAAGCUGCUAAGAAGAUAGCCCUUUCUGUAUUAAGCGGAAUGAACUCAACUAUUUUUGCGUAUGGACAGACAAGCAGUGGAAAAACAUACACCAUGACUGGAAUUACAGAGUACACAGUAGCAGAUAUAUAUGACUACAUACACAAGCAUUCUGAAAGAGAAUUUGUGUUAAAAUUUUCGGCUAUGGAGAUUUACAAUGAAGCAGUCAGAGACCUCCUCUGGCCUGAUGGUGGUCCACUUAGACUUCUGGAUGAUCCGGAGAGAGGGACUGUUGUUGACAAACUUACCGAGGUGACCUUAAGGGACUUCGACCAUCUAAGAGAGCUCCUAUCAGUUUGUGAAGCUCAAAGGCAAAUAGGAGAGACUACUCUGAAUGAAAUGAGCUCCAGAUCCCAUCAAAUUCUGCGCUUGACGGUUGACAGUGAAGCUCGUGAGUACCUUGGCAGAGAUAAUUCAAGCGUUCUAACAGCUACAGUGAAUUUUGUUGAUCUUGCGGGCAGUGAACGUGCUUCUCAAACAUUAUCAGCUGGCACGCGGCUAAAAGAAGGUUGCCACAUUAAUCGCAGUUUGCUUACACUUGGGACAGUUAUUCGCAAAUUAAGCAAAGGAAGAAAUGGCCAUAUUCCAUAUAGAGACUCCAAGCUGACACGAAUACUACAGAACUCGUUGGGUGGCAACGCCAGAACCGCUAUUAUUUGCACGAUGAGCCCAGCUCACAGUCAUGUCGAGCAAUCAAGAAAUACGCUCCUAUUUGCUAGCUGUGCCAAGCAAGUUAGUACGAAUGCACAAGUGAAUUUGGUGAUGUCAGAGAAAGCACUUGUCAAGCAACUGCAAAGAGAACUAGCUAGGCUGGAGAACGAGUUAAGAAAUUUGAGGUCAGCUUCUGCCUCAUCUUCUUCAUCAGCACUAAAAGAGAAGGAACUUCUUAUCGAGAAGAUGAGCAAAGAGAUACGAGAACUAAAACAUCAGCGUGACUUAGCUCAAUCUCGUGUUGAGAAUAUGCUGCGGGCAGGAGAAAAUCCAGCAUCAAAAUCUUGGGUUGAUAUGAGUAACCAUGAAAAAGGUUCAUGGGGAGAUGAAUAUCCAACAUCAGACGCAUCAGAGAUGACCGACCCCCUCAGGUCUGAUGCUGUGUCUCGAGGAUCACACUUGUCAGACAGAUAUGAAGGUGUCAUUUCCAGCAGGAUUGAGGAUAAUUUCCCCGAGAAUAAUGAAGAGCAGUUUUUGUCCAGUGACACUUCCCCAAGACUAUACAUUGAUAAGUACUUUGGUCCGGAUCCAUGUAAGGGAUGGGAGAAGAUGGCUGAGGAAACUAGUAAGAAUUUUGAAGAUAACUGCAAGGAUGUUCAAUGUAUAGAAAUUGACUUCACCAAAAGAAAUGUCGUUUCCAGUGAACCUUCCUCAGAAAAAGGGGAUGAUCAUGUUUCAGGGCAAUCUCCUUGUUUGUCAGACAACAAUUCGCCUGGCCCUGGUGCCAAUGUAGAGAGGUGCAACAGUUGUUCAGCAAUCCUGACGACAGUCACGAAAUCCCCAAGUUCCGAUGAAGCAAAAGAAUUCGAAAACACGUUAGAGAAUGAAGCAGACAAUCAAGAGAAACUUUCUGAUCCAGAGCCAGUGUCUAAUAAUGAAAAUCUAUACACAGAGGAGACUCAACCAUCUGUCGAGGCUGACUUAAUGAACAAAGGUGACUGUUUGGACAAGCAACAAGAAGCCCCCUUGGAAGAACACAAGGAAGUGAUCGAGACCGAGCCUGACCCCGAGCCAGAACCAGAGCCAGAGCCGGAGCCGGAGCAAGAGCCAGAGCCAGAGCCAGUGAAGCUGGUUGAAUAUGAUUUGGACAUGAAAAAGGAAAGAGAACCAGAUGAUGCAAAACAAACUACAGAUGGUGGCUCUGAUAAAACUCAGGAUACUGAGCAAUCCGCUUCUGAUUGGCAAACUGAAUUCCAGAGGCAGAAGAAAGAAAUUAUUGAACUUUGGGAUGCCUGCCACACUCCUUUGGUCCAUAGAACCUACUUUUUCCUGCUCUUUAAAGGAGAUCCAUCAGAUGCUGUUUACCUGGAGGUGGAGCUUAGGCGCCUCCAAUUUCUCAAGAACACGUUGCACGGAGGCGCAGUCUUGAAAGAUGAUCAAUCUUUCAAACAGGCCGCAAGCGUAAAGGCUCUCAACCGGGAGCGAGAGAUGCUGAGCAAACGAAUGCUAAAGAAGUAUUCAGUAAAGGAAAGGGAGGCGCUAUUUGAGAAAUGGGGCAUCGACAUAAAAUCAAAGCAGAGAAGGGUCCAGCUAUGCCGGCAGCUCUGGACAGAUCCCACAGACAUGGACCACAUCAAUGAGAGCGCAACCAUAGUGGCUAAACUGGUUGGUUUUAAGGAACCAGGGCAGGCCCCAAAGGAGAUGUUCGGGCUCAGCUUUUCACCAAGACCAGCAGAUGUCAAGUCCUUCAGCUGGAGACACAGCCUGCAUUCCAUGAUGUAAGGUAUUGUGGGGCACAGUUUAGUGCACUAGCCAAAUAUAUACCUAUAAUUUAAGGGCUGAGGGAUGGUUUAGAGUUUUGUUGGUGGUCUAAACCACAGAGCCUCAUGUAUAUAUACGUGGUUGAGAUCCUAACUCCUCUUCUAAUGCUCUACCUCAUACAACAUGCAAGCUAUAUAAGCUAUUGGAAUCUAUUUAAACGCUCUUUUCAUUGUUGUAGCAGAAUCCUAUCCUUAUGCUCAUCAUAUGUAGAAUAGAUGGUUAUCUUCAGAACUCAAAGCACAAUACUUUUUUCUCUAUUUGUAGAUUUUGCAUUCUAUUUCACGGUCUAGGGAAACUUCUAGGCACAUGAGACAACAUAGACGUGUAAGAAAAGGAAGAAGAAAAACCAGACUUGUGAUCAUGUAACUGGAUUUCUUUUCCAUUUU
Messenger RNA from Sesamum indicum (sesame), 3670 nucleotides. Lineage: Eukaryota; Viridiplantae; Streptophyta; Magnoliopsida; Lamiales; Pedaliaceae. The record is from RefSeq and is a predicted model, not a curated record.